Messenger RNA from Marasmius oreades (fairy-ring Marasmius), 3063 nucleotides. RefSeq lists its product as uncharacterized. Gene Ontology annotation, biological process: carbohydrate metabolic process. NCBI's taxonomy places the organism in Eukaryota, Fungi, Basidiomycota, Agaricomycetes, Agaricales, Marasmiaceae. The coding region runs from base 1 to 3063 and encodes 1020 amino acids. Gene Ontology annotation, molecular function: beta-galactosidase activity. Gene Ontology annotation, cellular component: vacuole. The record is from RefSeq and is a predicted model, not a curated record. The transcript has 25 exons.
AUGAAGUUUAAGCUUUUCGGGCUCCUCCAGCUUUCGCAGUUGCUCGCCCGGAUCAACGCGCAAUCGACGCAAGACGAAAGUAGCAAGUAUAUUUUCCCCGAAGGAGAUCUAAACUUUUACAGCGGUAAAUCUAACGCGUCGGUCACCUUUGACCAACAUUCGUUGUUGCUUGAUGGAAAGCGCGUUCUGUUUUUCUCCGGCGAGUUCCACCCAUUCAGGCUUCCGGCUCCUGAGCUUUGGCGAGAUGUAUUACAAAAAUUCAAGGCAGGAGGCUUCAAUGGUGUAUCCAUAUACCUGCAUUGGGGGCUUAUCGCACCCAACAACCGAACUGUGGAGUUUACGGUGCACAAUGACGUUGCAGCUUUCUAUGAAGUAGCAAAGGAGGUUGGGUUACUAGUCAUCGCAAGGCCUGGGCCAUACAUCAACGCAGAAUCCGCUGGCGGUGGAAUUCCGAGCUGGGCAUCUAACCAAGCGGGAUUGGCGAGGACGAAUGCUAGUGAUUAUAAAGAAGCUUGGGAACCUUACAUCCGAAAAUUCUCAGAAGAGAGUGCGCCCUAUCAAUACCCUGAUGGACCUCUCAUUGCCGUUCAAAGCGAAAACGAGUAUUCUACGUCCGCUGGUCUUCGUAUUCCAGGGUUAAGCGAACAUAUGCAAGACAUCAUCGAUACCUACCGAGCUCAUGGCCUUACAAAAAUCCCCACCGUUCAUAAUGAUAAGAAUGCGGGAGGGAUGUUUGCCCAGAAGGGACUGGGGAAGGUUGAUUUGUACGGAUGGGAUGGAUACCCGCUAGGCUUCGAUUGCGAUAGGCCGGAGGUGUGGACUGAGCUCUCAACUCAACAUGACGCGAGUCAUCAACGAUGGAACCCUGCCGAACCAUUAGCUCUAUUUGAAUGGCAAGGUGGAGCUUUCUCGUACUGGUCAGGUCCAGGAUAUGACAUGUGUUACGCGUUAAUCAACGAACAGUUUGCGAAUGUUUACUACAAGAAUAACUACGCCGCAGGUGCCGCUCUACAAAACCUCUACAUGACUUACGGAGGAACAAACUGGGGUAAUAUGCACACGCACACGAUCUAUUCGAGUUAUGACUAUGGCGCCGCUAUCAGUGAAGAUCGCCUCCUCACUCCGAAAUUCCACGAGAUCAAACUCCAAUCUCUCUUCCUCCACGCCUCACCCGAUUACCUCCUCGUCGGACGUAUCGGAAACGCUACGGCCCUACACACCAACUCGUCUGACACCUACACUACGCACCUCCAUUCGCCGAAGACUAAAGCCAACUUUUAUUUCGUGAGGCAGAACACGAAUCAAAAGACGAGCGAUACGGUGUUUAGUUUGAAGGUCAAUUCGACGUUGGUUGCAGGUGACGAAGGGGAGAAGGAAGUUGAGAUACCGAAUGUGACGUUGAAAGGGAGAGAGAGUAAGAUUUUAGUUUCGAAUUAUCCGUUCGGGAAGAGUACUUUGGAGUACUCAAGUGCUGAGGUCCUGACCUGGGGUACAUACGACGAGGUGGAUACCAUCGUGCUCUACGCGUUCAAGGGGCAGCAUGUGGAAAUCUCUGUUCUGGCGUCGACUUCCAAUCAAAGAGUUGCCCAUGUUGGUUCUACCAGCGUCACAGCCACCGCUGGAGAUCAAACGGUCAAACUAUCUGGAACUACCUCUGGUGUAUCUAUCUUCACCUUUGACUCCAAGCGCGUCAUUGUCCUCGACAAAGAAACCGCAUAUGGAUUAUGGGCUCCUAGACUGGAAGGACGCAAUGACAAUAACGUCUCGUAUGACCUUAGCCCAGACACACCCUCCGUACUUCUUACCGGCCCGUACCUCGUGCGCUCCGCAUCUGUGAAGGGAAGCACCCUCGAUCUCGUCGGUGAUACCAACGCAACGGAACCUACCACCGUCGAAAUUUUUGCCCCCACGUCUUUCAAGGCUGUUACCUGGAAUGGGAACCCGGUCAAGGUGAAGGAGACAGAGUUGGGAACACUGAAAGGGGUUCUCAACCCGCCAGAAAACUUGAAAACGGCGAAGUUACCGGUAUUGGAAGAGUUGGAAUGGGCCUGUGCGGAUUCGUUACCGGAACUGGGAGAAAAUUUCGAUGAAAUCGAUGGGGAAUGGGUUGUGGCGGAUAAGACUGAGACGAAGAGGCCGUUGAAGAUGUUGAGCGGCAAGAGUGUGUUGUACGGACCUGAGUACGGUUUCCAUGCUGGUGACUGGGUAUGGCGUGGCCGCUUUACUGGAAACGCUACCGGCGUUCAGUUGUCAAUUCAAGGAGGCUUUUCAUUUGCUUAUUCCGCCUGGUUGAACUCCGAUUUCCUCGGUUCCGGUCAAGGAUCUUCCCAUAGCCAAGAUGGUGUCGAUCUCCUCUCGGUCAAUUUCACCUUCCAGCCGGAAUGGUUGAAGGAAGAAAACGUGAUUACUCUGAUUCAUGAUUCCACGGGUAUGAACCAAGACUACAAUGUCAAUGACGAACAUAAAACGCCCAGGGGUAUUCGAGGGUAUAAGUUGCUGUCUGCAGACAACAAGGACUUUACGGAGUGGAAGGUAGCUGGAAAUAUCGGAGGUGAAAACGCGCCAGAUAGGAUUCGAGGUCCGUACAAUGAAGGUGGUUGGUGGUUUGAGCGUGAAGGUGCUCACCUCCCUGGUUACGAUGCCUCUUCUUGGAACCAAUCAUGCUCUCCAACCACCGGAAUCUCUUCCCCUGGGGUAACUGUAUAUCGCACCACGUUUGACCUCAACCUCCCUCAUAACGCUGAUAUUCCUCUCUCCUUCGAAUUCUCCCUAACGAACAACACCGAGGCCGUCAAUAAACCCUACCGCUCGUUGCUCUUCGUCAACGGUUGGCAGUUUGGGAGGUUUAUUUCCGGAUUGGGACCACAGACGAGCUACCCUAUCCCCGAGGGUAUCUUGAAUCAUCAUGGGACGAAUGAGGUGUUGUUGACGCUUUGGGCGUUGAAUAAAGGCGGUGCGAAGUUUGGCAAGCUGGAGUUGAAGAAGAGAGGUGUGCUAUCGUCGAGUAAGAAAGCGAAGGUUGAGGUUGUCGAAGCACCUGGCUGGAAUGAAUUGAGGGGUUAA